Molecule: messenger RNA, 528 nt
Organism: Prunus armeniaca (apricot)
Lineage: Eukaryota; Viridiplantae; Streptophyta; Magnoliopsida; Rosales; Rosaceae
Source: the annotation of a GenBank genome assembly
AUGAAUCCACUAGUUCUCUUGGUUAUUUCAUCUUUGUUUUUCCAGUCAGUAUAUUUGGGAGUUGAAGCAGCAAAAGCUAGACCAGUAAAAGGUACCACCCGGUCCCAGAUUAUUGUAAUGGGUCUUGUUUAUUGUGACAUCUGCUCCAACAACACCUUCUCCAGACACAGCUACUUCAUACCAGGUGCUGAAGUUAAAAUAGAUUGCAUGUUCCAAGCAGUCUCACCAAGAACCUCAGAACAUAUAUCAUUCUCAGUGAACAGAACUACAAACAAAUAUGGGGUCUACAAGUUGGAAAUCCCAGCUGUUGAGGGGAUCAAGUGUGCACAGGAUUCAGCAAUAGUUUCAUCCUGCCAGGCAACCUUAAUGUGGAGUUCAUCUUCAGCAUGCAAUGUUCCUGGUUACAAAUCCACGUCAGAUGAAAUAGCAGUCAAGUCAAAACAAGCCAAUCUCUGCAUCUACAGCCUAAACUCAUUGAAUUUCAGACCAUCAAAGAGAGAGAUCACCUUAUGUGGGAAGAAAAAUUAG